UUCUAUUAUUAAUUCAAUCAAUGAUUAGUUAAAGGUAGAAAAUUAUUAGUAAAUUCAUUUGAAUCCUUUUAGUUUUGGGUUUCUAAUAACAGACCACAGGCUACAUUUUACACAACUCACUCCAAGCAGCACGAAUGCCUGUGACGAUAAGUUAAUGAAAUAAAUCCACUGAAAAUACAGGUAAAGAUACAAAGAAUUAGGCAAUUUGAUUUCCUUGUAUGUCAUGUGUUUUUUGUGUGUUUUUUUUUUGUCUGUGUGUUCACCUUCCUGAUGGAAGAAAGUGGUCGAAAAACUCAGACGGAAGGGUGGCCACUGCAAAUGAAGUACAGUGCAGCAGCAGCUGACCUGUGGGCUGACCAGGGGGGCGUCCAGCCAGGUUUCCGGAAACCCUCGGGACAAAAGCCCUCCCAGCCUGCUCUGUGCAGGAGAGCUGACGCUAUGCGGAGAGGGUCCUUCACUCCUGAGAGGUGCCACGUUUCCUCUCUGCUCACUCCCAAGGACCCGGCAGAGAGCUCUCUUUAUGUUAAUCGCUGGUGUUUCACAUCCAAGUUGGAAAACGACCCAAUGCGCGUCCCCUCACCGUCCAUCCGGGCUGAGCCCAGAGCAGCGCAGCGGGUCAAGGUCCCCAUGCCAAAUGCUGGACAGAGCAGGCGUAGACUCACCUGA
This is a messenger RNA of Menidia menidia (Atlantic silverside), 666 nucleotides long. The record is from the annotation of a GenBank genome assembly. NCBI's taxonomy places the organism in Eukaryota, Metazoa, Chordata, Actinopteri, Atheriniformes, Atherinopsidae.